AUGCAAGUGCCGACUCAUCACACCCAGGAGACGCCGGUCUCGUUAUCUCACGACAUCUCCCAGGCCAAAACCCCCGGCUACGACUCGGAGACGUCGACGAUGAAGGAUACGCCGUCCUAUCUGCCCAAAACCUCGGGCGAGCCGACUCCGUACGAGUCCACGCGGCACUCCCUCGAGCGCAUCCCGUCACAAGCCAAAUCCACCAAUGCCAAUAUAUUCCCCGACCCGGAAAAUGUCAUCGAAGCAGAUAUGGAGAAAGGCGGCGUGGCGCCACAUACGCCCGGUGCCGCACCCGGCUUCAGCCCGGCCGACUUCCCGGAUGGCGGCCUCGAGGCCUGGCUUGUCGUCGCUGGUGGCUUCUGCGCCCUGUUCAGUACCUUUGGAUUAGUGAAUUGCGUGGGGUCGUUCGUCAACUACUACGUCUCGGGGCCGUUGUCUAACUACAACGCGUCGACUGUCACUUGGAUCACUUCGAUUCAAGUAUUUAUGAUGUCUGGCUUGAACGCGGUCAUGGGCCGAUUGUUCGAUAGCUACGGUCCUCGGUGGCUCCUCAUCAUUGGAACGCUAGUGUUCUGCUUCGGGUUGAUGAUGUUGUCCCUCUCGACGCAGUACUACCAGAUCCUCCUCUCGCAAGGCAUUGUAAGCGCGGUGGGCAUGAGCGCGGUGUUUAACUCGGCAAUGAACUCGGUCAUGGGCUGGUUUUUCAAGCGACGCGCUGCGGCCCUAGGGCUAAUGGUGUCAGGCUCAUCGCUCGGAGGUGUGAUUCUACCCAUCAUGAUGAACCACCUUAUCCCUCAGAUCGGCUUCCCCUGGACUGUGCGCGCCAUCGCCUUCAUGCUCCUGGCCUUGUGCACCUUCGCCUGCUGCACCGUCAAGUCCCGUCUUCCACCUCGUAAGAGACCAUUCAAGUUCGCGGAAUACAUACGACCUCUUCACGAACCAGCCUUUGUGUGUAUAAUUCUUGCCGGCUUCUUCUUUUUCUUCGGCAUGUUUUUACCAUUUAAUUAUAUCCAGUUACAAGCCCGACAGCAAGGAAUCGACGCAUCUAUUGUACCAUACCUCCUACCUAUCAUCAACGCCGUCAGUGUUCCAGGCCGUAUCUUACCCGGUUUCCUAGGCGAUCGAUUUGGACGUUUCAAUGUUAUGAUAUUCAUAUCGGGGCUGUCAGGCAUAAUCACACUGGCCCUAUGGGUACCGGGCAAAUCAACAGCUACAACGGUCGUGUACGGAGCCGUGUUUGGAUUCGCAUCCGGUGGUUUCAUCUCGCUAUUGCCUGCCGUCAUCGCGCAGAUAAGCGACAUUCGCGAGAUUGGCAUACGCAGUGGCAUUGCAUUCUUCGUGUCUUCACUCGGCGCCUUGACGGGCUCACCUAUUGGUGGCGCCAUCGUGAAUGCCAACGGCGGAAGUUUCCUAGGCCUUCAGCUGUUCUGUGGCAUUGUGAUGACCAUAUCGAUGCUAUGGUUUAUUGCAGCGAGAACUAUACAAGUCGGCCUCAAGAUCACCAAGAUCUAA
Messenger RNA from Daldinia childiae, 1512 nucleotides. RefSeq names its product Riboflavin transporter MCH5. The transcript is spliced from 3 exons. Gene Ontology annotation, molecular function: transmembrane transporter activity. The record is from RefSeq and is a predicted model, not a curated record. Gene Ontology annotation, cellular component: fungal-type vacuole membrane. NCBI's taxonomy places the organism in Eukaryota, Fungi, Ascomycota, Sordariomycetes, Xylariales, Hypoxylaceae. Gene Ontology annotation, biological process: transmembrane transport. The coding region runs from base 1 to 1512 and encodes 503 amino acids.